This is a messenger RNA of Epinephelus lanceolatus (giant grouper), 1760 nucleotides long. It is a transcript of the gene fadd, whose product is annotated as Fas (tnfrsf6)-associated via death domain. Gene Ontology annotation, molecular function: death receptor binding; caspase binding. Gene Ontology annotation, cellular component: CD95 death-inducing signaling complex. NCBI's taxonomy places the organism in Eukaryota, Metazoa, Chordata, Actinopteri, Perciformes, Serranidae. Gene Ontology annotation, biological process: positive regulation of innate immune response; regulation of apoptotic process; extrinsic apoptotic signaling pathway. The record is from RefSeq and is a predicted model, not a curated record.
AGCAACAGUUAAAGAAUUUCACCGGAACCUGUGAAGGAGAUAAACUCAGAGACAAACAGGCGGAAGUGAAAGUAAAACCCAAGUGUUUCCUAGUUCAUAGACGGAGUGGCACAGAGUCAUGAGCGCUCUACAGUUUAACAGCGUUUUACUGGAGAUUUCUAACCAGCUGUCCGCCGAGCAGCUGGACAAACUAAAGUUUCUGUGCCGAGACAUGAUCGGGAAACGGGACCUGGAGAAGAUUAACACCGGAAUCAGACUGUUUCAGCUCCUGUCGGAGAGAGGCAAACUGUCAGCCGACAACACGGAGUGGCUGUGUCAGCUCCUCGUCGAAAUUAAACGACAGGAUCUCUCCGACAAAUUGAACAAUUCUGAAAGUCAAGCUGGAUUUAACGACAACCAACCGGACGAGGAGGAGAGAGCCAAACUGGACAUUGCCACAGAGGUGAUCGCUGAGAAGCUGGGAAGGAACUGGCGUAAACUGGGCCGUAAACUGGGACUGAAUGACGUGAAGCUGGAGUCCAUCUCCAGGAGGCAUCCCACAGAGCUGGAUGAAAUAGUGAGGGAGCUGCUGAAGGAGUGGAGGAAGAGUCAAGGAGCCGAGGCCCGAACAGAGAAGCUGAUACAAGCCCUGAGAGCCUGCGACUUCAACCUGACUGCUGAUAAUGUGGAGGACGCACUUGCAAAACGCUGAUAUGGGUGGAGGUUUACAGAUCAUAUAAGACUGAGAUGAACUCUAGGAAUGAAAUCGAAAACUCUGACUAACCUUCAAGAAAAGAAAAUUAACUUUCAAGAAAGUUAUACAAAGAUAUAUAAACGUAUGCAAAAAACUAUCUUUUGAUCAAUAAAUUGACUUCUUGAAUGUCAAAUAACAUGAUUCUGAUUAUGUUUCAUGGUUUUACCUGAAGAGGAAAACAAACAAGUGAACUCGGACAUAUUCUGAUUAAUCAAAUAAUGAUAAAGCAACUGAAUGGGGAACAUUUAAACAUUAGUAAUUAUAAUGCGUCACCUAAUAAUGAUCAUCCGGCAACAGGGAGACUUCUGCAGGUGAUUGUGGACACAUUUACCAAUUAAUAAUAAGUUUCAUUAUAUUACAUGUUUCAAAACAAACAUACAAAAUGCUUAACAGUAAAAACAAAUAAUGAAAAUAAAUAAAAUCUAAAAUAAUUGAAACAAAUAGCAACAGUUAAUAAAAAGCCUUGAGAUAAAAGUGAGUUAUAAGAAAGAGAUGUAAAAGUGUGACUUCCUCAGCUGAAGGGCCGGGACAGGAAAGGUCUUAGUGACACUGUGAAACCAUGAGCCUGACCAUUCAAGGCUUUUAAAACAAGCAGUAAAGGACUGGUGUGAUGUGCUGGUGCUCGGUGAUGACAUGGCCCCCACAGAAUAGUCCUGUAAGUCUUGUGCGUGAUUUAUCCUGACUUCAUACAAGUAGAGGAAGUCUGCUAGCCACUUGGCUAAUUUACGCAAUGUAAAAUGCCUUAGGCUGAUGCUAAUAAUGUUAGCAUGUUGUAUUUGUAGGUUUUGAAUGAAAGUGUUUUGUCUGUGAACUAGGCUUUAGUGUCAAGGCCAGCAGGGGGAACCAUAAAUAUAAAUUGAAAAUUUAGAAUUAUAAUUUAAAAUCUAUAAAACUGCAGGACAUUUUUGGACAUGCGUGUACAACAACUAAAAACAGCAGAGAGUGAAAACCAGAUUGGAUUUGUUGGAAGUGUUGUUCAUUAAAGAAACCAGUGUGGAGACAAUUUUUUGGAAAAAAAAAAAAAAAA